This is a messenger RNA of Acomys russatus (golden spiny mouse), 8799 nucleotides long. RefSeq names its product ankyrin repeat and KH domain containing 1 (gene Ankhd1). The transcript has 36 exons. Gene Ontology annotation, biological process: innate immune response. The record is from RefSeq and is a predicted model, not a curated record. NCBI's taxonomy places the organism in Eukaryota, Metazoa, Chordata, Mammalia, Rodentia, Muridae. The coding region runs from base 70 to 7932 and encodes 2620 amino acids. Gene Ontology annotation, cellular component: cytoplasm. Gene Ontology annotation, molecular function: RNA binding; protein binding.
UUCCUCCUGCUUUGCUCCUCACCUUCCCGGGAUCAGCCGCGGCGGUGUCUCCGGCUCCGCGUGAGAACCAUGCUGACGGACAGCGGGGGCGGCAGCACCUCCUUCGAGGAGGAUUUGGACUCCGUAGCUCCGCGAUCCGCCCCAGCUGGGGCCUCGGAGCCGCCUCCGCCGGGAGGGGUCGGGCUGGGAAUCCGCACCGUGAGGCUCUUUGGGGAGGCUGGGCCCGCUCCGGGAGUCGGUGGCGGCGCCGGCGGCAGCGCGGCCGGAGGGGAUGCUGCGCUGGAUUUCAAGUUGGCGGCUGCCGUGCUGAGGACGGGCGGCGGAGGUGGUGCCUCCGGGAGCGACGAGGACGAGGUGUCCGAGGUUGAAUCAUUUAUUUUGGACCAAGAAGAUUUGGAUAAUCCAGUCCUUAAAACAUCAGAGAUAUUCUUAUCAAGUACAGCAGAAGGAGCAGAUUUACGUACAGUGGAUCCAGAGACCCAAGCAAGGCUGGAAGCAUUGCUAGAAGCAGCGGGAAUUGGCAAGUUGUCAACUGCUGAUGGUAAAGCUUUUGCAGAUCCUGAAGUACUCCGGAGACUGACGUCCUCAGUUAGCUGUGCGCUGGACGAAGCUGCUGCUGCACUGACACGGAUGAGAGCAGAGAACACGCACAGCACAGGACAAGUGGAUACUCGCAGUCUGGCAGAAGCUUGUUCAGAUGGAGAUGUGAAUGCUGUUCGUAAAUUGCUAGAUGAAGGCAGAAGUGUAAAUGAACAUACAGAAGAAGGAGAAAGCCUGCUGUGUUUGGCUUGUUCAGCAGGAUAUUAUGAACUAGCGCAAGUCCUACUAGCUAUGCAUGCUAAUGUUGAAGAUAGAGGGAAUAAAGGAGAUAUAACUCCUCUGAUGGCAGCUUCCAGUGGAGGCUAUUUAGAUAUUGUGAAAUUAUUACUACUUCAUGAUGCAGAUGUCAACUCCCAGUCAGCAACAGGUAACACUGCACUAACUUAUGCCUGUGCCGGAGGAUUUAUUGACAUUGUAAAAGUGCUUCUUAAUGAGGGUGCAAAUAUAGAAGACCAUAAUGAAAAUGGACACACUCCCCUAAUGGAAGCAGCCAGUGCAGGUCACGUGGAAGUUGCCAGAGUUCUUCUGGAUCACGGUGCAGGCAUCAACACUCAUUCUAAUGAGUUCAAAGAAAGUGCUCUGACACUUGCCUGCUACAAAGGCCAUUUGGAUAUGGUUCGAUUUCUGCUUGAAGCUGGUGCAGAUCAAGAGCACAAAACUGAUGAGAUGCACACUGCCUUAAUGGAAGCUUGCAUGGAUGGACAUGUAGAGGUGGCACGUUUGCUUUUGGACAGCGGGGCUCAGGUGAAUAUGCCUGCGGAUUCCUUUGAGUCUCCGUUGACCCUAGCUGCCUGUGGUGGGCAUGUUGAAUUGGCAGCACUGCUUAUUGAAAGAGGAGCAAAUCUUGAAGAAGUUAAUGAUGAAGGAUAUACUCCCUUGAUGGAAGCUGCUCGAGAAGGGCACGAAGAGAUGGUGGCACUGCUGUUGGCACAAGGUGCAAAUAUAAAUGCCCAGACAGAAGAAACCCAAGAAACUGCUCUUACCUUGGCUUGCUGUGGAGGCUUCUCUGAAGUUGCGGAUUUCCUGAUUAAGGCAGGGGCUGACAUAGAACUUGGCUGCUCCACGCCUCUCAUGGAGGCCUCUCAGGAGGGGCACCUGGAGUUGGUUAAAUAUUUGCUGGCGGCUGGUGCUAAUGUGCAUGCUACCACAGCAACAGGAGACACAGCUCUCACCUAUGCUUGUGAAAAUGGACAUACAGAUGUUGCAGAUGUUUUACUUCAAGCAGGGGCACAUUUAGAGCAUGAAUCUGAAGGUGGAAGAACACCUCUGAUGAAAGCUGCAAGAGCUGGUCAUCUGUGCACUGUUCAGUUUCUUAUUAGCAAAGGUGCCAAUGUAAAUAGGGCUACAGCCAAUAAUGAUCACACUGUAGUGUCACUGGCAUGUGCGGGAGGCCACUUGGCAGUGGUUGAACUACUCUUGGCCCAUGGAGCUGACCCUACUCAUCGACUCAAGGAUGGAUCAACAAUGCUUAUUGAAGCUGCAAAAGGUGGCCAUACUAAUGUUGUUUCUUAUCUGCUGGAUUAUCCAAAUAAUGUUCUGUCGGUUCCCACCACAGAUGUGGCUCAGCUUACCUCUCCUUCACAAGAUGAAUCUCAGGUUCCACGUGUACCCAUACACACACUUGCCAUGGUUGUGCCUCCCCAGGAACCUGACAGAACUUCCCAGGAGACGUCUCCUGCCAUUGUAGGAGUCCAGAAAGGUGCAUCCAAGCAGAAGUCCAGUUCUCUGCAGGUAGCAGAUCAGGACCUACUGCCACCUUUUCACCCAUACCAGCCUUUGGAGUGCAUAGUAGAAGAGACUGAAGGCAAGCUGAAUGAACUGGGACAAAGAAUUAGUGCUAUUGAAAAAGCACAGCUGAAGUCUUUGGAGUUAAUUCAAGGUGAGCCCCUGAACAAGGAUAAGAUAGAAGAACUUAAAAAGAACAGAGAAGAACAAGUCCAGAAGAAGAAGAAAAUACUGAAAGAACUUCAGAAAGUGGAAAGGCAGUUACAGAUGAAAACACAGCAGCAGUUUACCAAAGAAUACUUGGAAACCAAAGGUCAGAGAGACCCAGAUUCUCCACACAAGCAGUGCUCUCAUGGAGGAGUCUCCGUGUCAGGGGAGGAAGAUGGCAGUCUCCCAGAGGAUCAUGAUUCAGAAUCGCCCCAGGUUGAAACAGUCUUAUUUAAAGAUCAUGGUAUUGAUGAUAAGCCACAGUCUCCUCCAUCGGCAGAACAAAUUGACUUUAUGCCACUCCAGCCACUAUCAUCUCCACAAUGUAACUUUUCCAGUGACUUAGGUUCUAAUGGAACAAAUUCUCUUGUGCUUCAGAAAGUAUCAGGUAACCAGCAGAUUGUAGGACAGCCUCAGAUUGCGAUUGCUGGACAUGAGCAGGGGCUGUUAGUUCACGAGCCAGAUGGACUCAUGGUUGCAACUCCAGCCCAGACGCUUACCGACACUCUUGAUGACCUGAUAGCAGCUGUGAGUACCAGAGUGCCUGUUGGUUCAAACAAUCCCUCUCAGACCACAGAAUGCCCUACACCUGAGCCCUGUUCUCAGACUCAAAGCAGUAUGGUUACCCCGUCUGUACCCCCUGUGUAUCCUUCGGUUGACAUUGAUGCACACACUGAAAGCAAUCAUGACACAGCUUUAACACUGGCCUGUGCCGGUGGUCAUGAAGAACUUGUAUCUGUUCUUAUUGCACGAGAUGCUAAAAUCGAGCAUAGAGACAAAAAAGGUUUUACCCCAUUGAUCCUGGCGGCAACAGCAGGGCAUGUUGGAGUUGUUGAAAUCCUUUUGGAUAAAGGUGGAGAUAUAGAGGCACAGUCUGAGCGAACUAAAGACACUCCACUUUCUUUGGCAUGUUCUGGUGGACGCCAGGAGGUGGUAGAUUUGCUGCUGGCCCGAGGAGCCAAUAAAGAACAUAGGAAUGUGUCUGAUUAUACACCACUGAGCCUGGCUGCAUCUGGAGGAUACGUGAAUAUUAUUAAGAUUUUGCUUAAUGCUGGAGCAGAAAUUAAUUCAAGGACUGGGAGUAAACUAGGUAUUUCUCCACUGAUGUUGGCUGCAAUGAAUGGACAUGUUCCUGCAGUGAAGUUGCUGCUUGAUAUGGGUUCAGACAUUAAUGCACAAAUAGAGACCAACCGGAACACAGCUCUCACCUUGGCCUGUUUCCAGGGCCGAGCAGAAGUAGUCAGUUUGCUUUUGGACCGCAAAGCCAAUGUUGAACAUAGGGCAAAGACGGGCCUUACCCCCUUGAUGGAAGCAGCUUCUGGAGGAUAUGCAGAGGUUGGGAGAGUGCUCCUUGAUAAAGGAGCAGAUGUCAAUGCUCCUCCUGUGCCUUCUUCCAGAGACACUGCUUUGACAAUAGCAGCAGACAAAGGUCACUACAAAUUCUGUGAGCUCCUGAUUAACAGGGGAGCUCAUAUUGAUGUUCGUAAUAAGAAGGGAAAUACGCCACUUUGGCUGGCAUCCAAUGGCGGUCAUUUUGAGGUAGUGCAAUUACUAGUGCAAGCAGGUGCUGAUGUGGAUGCAGCAGACAACCGAAAAAUCACGCCUCUUAUGUCAGCAUUUCGCAAGGGUCAUGUAAAAGUUGUUCAGUAUUUGGUGAAGGAAGUCAAUCAGUUUCCAUCUGAUAUAGAAUGCAUGAGGUACAUCGCAACAAUUACAGAUAAGGAACUGCUGAAGAAGUGUCACCAAUGUGUUGAGACUAUUGUGAAGGCUAAAGACCAGCAGGCUGCAGAAGCAAACAAAAACGCAAGCAUUCUCCUAAAAGAGCUGGAUCUGGAAAAGUCAAGAGAAGAGAGCAGAAAGCAAGCUCUGGCAGCUAAAAGAGAGAAGAGAAAAGAAAAGAGAAAAAAGAAAAAAGAGGAGCAGAAAAGGAAACAGGAAGACGAGGAGAACAAACCAAAAGAGAAUUCAGAACAACCAGAGGGUGAAGAUGAAGAGGAGAAUGAUGAAGAUGUGGAGCAGGAAGUUCCCAUAGAGCCUCCGAGUGCAACCACCACUACCACAAUUGGAAUCUCUGCUACGUCUGCCACAUUCACAAAUGCAUUUGGGAAAAAAAGAGCCAAUGUAGUGACAACCCCCAGCACCAACCGGAAAAACAAGAAGAAUAAAACAAAAGAGUCCCCUCCCACAGCACAUCUAAUUUUACCUGAACCACAUAUAUCUUUAGCACAACAAAAAGCAGAUAAAAAUAAAAUAAAUGGAGAGCCUAGAGGUGGAGGUGCAGGUGGGAAUAGUGAUUCGGAUAACUUGGAUAGCACAGACUGCAACAGUGAGAGUAGUAGUGGUGGUAAAAGCCAAGAAUUAAAUUUCAGCAUGGAUGUGAAUUCCACCAGUGACAGGAGGUGCCCCACAGUUCUCGGCUCUCAAGAAGAAAAGGCAGGUACGGCCACCUCCAAGACUCAGACACGCCUUGAAGGUGAAGUAAAUGCUAAUUCCAUGUCAGCAAGCUACAAGCCAUUGCCAUUAAGUUCUCCAACCAUGAAACUGAAUCUCACCAGUCCUAAAAGGUGUCAAAAAAGAGAAGACGGGUGGAAAGAAGUUGUUAGAAGGUCAAAGAAAUUAUCUGUUCCAGCUUCAGUGGUAUCCAGAAUAAUGGGAAGAGGAGGAUGCAACAUUACAGCAAUUCAGGAUGUUACUGGAGCCCAUAUUGAUGUGGAUAAACAGAAAGAUAAGAAUGGAGAGAGGAUGAUUACAAUAAGGGGUGGUACAGAAUCAACAAGGUAUGCAGUUCAGCUUAUUAAUGCACUUAUUCAAGAUCCUGCAAAGGAACUAGAAGACUUAAUUCCUAAAAACCACAUCAAGGCACCUGCCAGCACCAAGGCCAUUCAUACAAGCUUCUCAUCUGGAGUAGGCACCACGGCAACUUCCAGCAAGAAUGCGUUUCCCUUGGGUGCUCCAGCUCUGGUAACCUCACAGGCAACAACGUUAUCUACGUUCCAGCCCACUAACAAACUCAGUAAGAAUGUGCCAACAAAUGUACGCUCUCCUUUCCCAGUGUCUCUUCCCUUAGCUUAUCCUCAUCCUCAUUUUGCUCUGCUGGCUGCUCAAACUAUGCAACAAAUUCGGCAUCCUCGCUUACCCAUGGCCCAGUUUGGAGGAACCUUCUCACCUUCACCCAACACCUGGGGACCAUUCCCAGUGAGACCUGUGAAUCCUGGCAAUACAAAUAGCUCUCCAAAGCAUAAUAAUACAGCCCGUCUACCUAACCAGAAUGGACCUGUUUUACCUUCAGAAUCUCCUGGGCUAUCUACUGCUGCUUGUCCUAUCACUGUCUCUUCUGUAGUUGCUGCCAGUCAGCAACUAUGCAUGACUAAUACCCGGACUCCUUCAUCUGUCAGAAAGCAGUUGUUUGCUUGUGUGCCUAAGACCAGUCCUCCAACAACAGUGAUUUCCUCUGUGACAAGCACUAGUAGUUCCUUGCCUUCAGUCUCUUCCAUAUCUACCACCGGUGGACAAGUUACUACCACAUUUAUGCCUGCAACUACUCCUCAAGUACAACUUUCUUCACAAAAGGUGGAGUCUUUCUCUGCCAUGCCGCCUCCCAAACAGAAAGUGUCCACACAGGACCAGCCCUUGACAAACCUAUGUGUACCAACUCCAACUGCAAACAGUUGUAAUAGCUCUGCCAGCAACACCUCAGGAGCUCCAGAAACCCACCCAUCCAGUAGUCCUACUCCUCCCUCCAGUAAUACACAAGAGGAGGGACAGCCAUGCAAUGCGUCUGACUUAAAUCCUGCAUCGAUGCCUUUUGCCUCUAACUCAGAACCUGCUCCGUUGACUUUGACAUCACCCAGAUUAGUUGCUGCUGAUAAUCAGGACACCGGCAACUUACCUCAGUUAGCUGUACCAGCACCUCGAGUUUCUCAUCGAAUGCAGCCCAGAGGUUCUUUUUACUCAGUGGUACCAAGUGCAACUCUACACCAGGAUCCUCAGUCAAUUUUUGUUACCAAUCCAGUUCCUUUAGCACCACCUCAAGGCCCACAAGCUGCAGUGCAGCUUUCAUCUGCUGUGAACAUUAUGAGUGGUUCUCAGAUGCACAUAAACCCAGCAAAUAAGUCUUUGCAACCUUCAUUUGGCCCAGCCACACUUUUUAAUCACUUCAGUAGUCUUUUUGAUAGCAGUCAGGUGCCAGCUAACCAAGGCUGGGGAGACGGUCCACUGCCUUCAAGAGUUGCUGCAGAUGCGUCCUUUACUGUACAGUCAGCUUUCCUAAGUAACUCUGUACUUGGACACUUGGAAAAUGUACACCCUGACAACUCCAAGGCACCUGGCUUCAGACCGCCUUCACAGAGAGUUUCUACUAGUCCAGUCGGGUUGCCAUCCAUCGAUCCUUCAGGCAACUCCCCGUCUGCUGCUGCUCCUCUGACAAGUCUCUCUGGCAUACCAGGGGCAAGGGUUUUCCUGCAAGGGCCAGCACCUGUCGGGACGCCUAGUUUCAACAGACAACAUUUUUCUCCCCAUCCUUGGACAAGUGCCUCAAACACAUGUGACUCUCCUAUUCCAUCUGUUUCUUCGGGAUCAUCUUCACCCCUUUCAGCCACUUCUGCACCUCCAACAUUGGGCCAGCAACCAAAAGGAAACAGUGCCAGUCAAGAUCGAAAGAUUCCUCCUCCUAUUGGAACAGAGAGACUCGCCAGGAUUCGGCAGGGAGGAUCUGUUGCACAAGCCCCUGUAGGGACCAGUUUUGUUGCUCCUGUUGGACACAGUGGGAUCUGGUCAUUUGGUGUCAAUGCUAUGUCAGAAGGCUUAUCAGGUUGGUCACAGUCUGUUUUAGGGAACCAUCCAAUGCAUCAACAAUUAUCAGACCCAAGCACAUUCUCCCAGCAUCAGCCAAUGGAGAGAGAUGAUUCUGGAAUGGUAGCUCCCUCCAACGUUUUCCACCAGCCCAUGGGUCUUCCGAUUUCCAUGUAUGGAGGCACCAUUAUACCCUCUCAUCCUCAGCUUGCUGACGUUCCAGGGGGCCCACUGUUCAAUGGCCUUCACAACCCAGACCCUGCUUGGAACCCUAUGAUAAAAGUUAUCCAGAAUUCAACUGAAUGCACUGACGCCCAGCAGGCCAGUGUGCUUUCUUCAGUCCCUGCUCUCAAGGGGGAAAUUCCAUCACCUCAGCUAACCAGACCAAAGAAGAGAAAUGGACAUCUAAUGGUGGCCUCCUCUAACCAGAGGCACCAGGAUCAUCUACGACCGAAAAUUCCUGCUGGAGUGCAAGAACUCACCCACUGCCAGGACGCCCCCCUGCUGCCUCCCGCAGAUUCCCGGGGUCACAACUCUCCUAACAGUACCACCCUCCAAACUGGAGUUGCUGAAGGAACAGAAGCUGACAGAGGAAGAGAUAACCGAUGACGAACAAUUUGAAAUGGACAUGUAAUCCAGUGCAAGAUGACCUGUGUGGAGUCACGGAAGGAACCCUUAUGCCACUAUUGCCACCAUCUCUUCUAGGGUAUCCGAAGGCCAGCGGGCCUCGUCUAAUCUGGAAAAGAGUGACUUGUUGGUUUUGGGCUUCCUUUAGUUCUGAGGCAGCUAGACCAGGGACAGCAGUGGGCAACCUGCCAAGCCUUUAGCUUUCUCUGGUCUACACAUAAAGUCCUCCUGGCUCGCUCCUCAGGGCUGGCACUGGGGAAAGAGGAUGUCACCUUCUGGCUGCUUAGUAAACCUUCAAAGAAAUGUCUUGGCUCCAUUAUUCUCCUCAGUACUCAAUGCUCAGCUGCACAACUGAGCUACCCAGCAACCCUGACAGAGACUCCAAGUCUGUUCCCAGCUCCCACUAGCCCACUUCCAGCAGCAUUUAAGACUUGAGGUAGGCCAUGAGGGAAGGCUGCUGGAACUGCCCUGCCAUAAACAGCAAUAGUCUGAGCCUUUGCCAAGGGCUGGCUGUUCCUAUCUUUCCAGGAAGCAGCCAUCCUGGAAUUGGACCUUUACAGCAGCCCCUCCCUAUCCAGUUGUAAAAUGGACUCCUGGAAGAGAUGCAGUUUCAGUUUAUUGCCAUUCCUAAUCUCUCCUGCAUUUCUGUUUCCCACCUCUAAGUAUCUGUCCCUGGUUCAAUGAUGGAAAAUAUGUAUCCUCUCUUCUCAGCACAAACCACCAUAUAUUUCUGGAUUUGGCUGUUUGCUUUUUGCAAGGGGUUGGGGGAGUUCGAGACCAAGCUGAUCCCGAAUUCAGAGAGAUCCACCUCUGCCUCUGAGAGUGCUGGGAUUACAGGUGUGGACCAUU